GAACACCUCCCCUCUGCACCUGCAUCUCUGACCGACUCCGCCCAAAACCCACCAGAAACAUGGGCUGCUGUGGCUGUUCUGGAGGCUGUGGCUCCAGCUGUGGGGGCUGCGGCUCCAGCUGUGGGGGCUGCGGCUCCAGCUGUGGGGGCUGCGGCUCCAGCUGCUGUGUGCCCGUGUGCUGCUGCAAGCCCGUGUGCUGCUGCAAGCCCGUGUGCUGCUGUGUGCCAGCCUGUGCCUGUUCCAGCGGCGGCUCGUGUGGGGGCUCCAAGGGAGGCUGUGGCUCCUGUGGGGGCUCCAAGGGGGGCUGUGGCUCCUGUGGGGGCUCCAAGGGGGGCUGUGGCUCCUGUGGGGGCUCCAAGGGGGGCUGUGGCUCCUGUGGGGGCUCCAAGGGGGGCUGUGGCUCCUGUGGCUCCUGUGGCUGCUGCCAGUCCAGCUGCUGCAAGCCCUGCUGCUGCCAGUCCAGCUGCUGCCAGUCCAGCUGCUGCAAGCCCUGCUGCUGCCAGUCCUGCUGCUGCAAGCCCUGCUGCUGCUCUUCCGGCUGUGGGUCCUCCUGCAGCCAAUCCAGCUGCUGUGUCCCCGUUUGCUGCCAGUGCAAGGUCUGAGGCUCUGGCUGAUGGCCUCAGGGAACUCCGAAAGACCUGUGCUUGCCCUCAAGUGACUAUAGGUACAUCCUGGUUACACCCCCCCCCAAAAAAACACACAAAGCCCGCCCCCCAAACACUUCCUCUCCACUUGCUGGAUCCCUCCAGUGUCUUGGCUUAGACUUUGCCCCCAGCCCUUGUGGCAAAGCAAUGGACUACUCUCAUACACAUUCCCUACAAAGGCGAUCCCAUCCUGCAGGCCCUUUGGCCUCUCCUACGGCCAUGCCUUCAUGCCUGAGCCACACUACCUGGAAAAGGCCCACAGGGCCAGGACGUGGCCCAGAUCCCCCUCUCUCAUCAUUCUCUGUGGCAAAGCAACACAUCCUUGCUCUCCUCUGCUUGCUAGGAGCUUGAUGGCAUUGGCAUCGCAAUGUCUCCUGGAAGCUGCCUCACUAACACAGGUGUGUUAAGAUCCAACGGGUCUUGGUGCACCAUCCCCAUAAGUGGUAAAUAAACUCUCC
This is a messenger RNA of Lynx canadensis (Canada lynx), 1102 nucleotides long. Its product is annotated as keratin-associated protein 5-10-like. Lineage: Eukaryota; Metazoa; Chordata; Mammalia; Carnivora; Felidae. Bases 60 to 602 code for a protein of 180 amino acids. The transcript has a single exon. The record is from RefSeq and is a predicted model, not a curated record.